AUGGCGCCGGAGCUGCUCGGCCCUCCCCUCUCCGGAAGUGCCGGUGUCGGAGGUGACCGCGCCCCGCGGCCUGGAAGGGGCGGCGGGCCCCCAGGGCCGCACCGACUCGGCCCCUCCCCGCCCCUUUACCCUACAGGCCCGCGGGGCUCGGCGCUGCCUCCGGAGCAGGUCUGCGCGAAGCCCGGCGGGACCCAGAACGGGCGGGCGGUCCCGACGCGAGGCGAGGGCGGGCCGGGAGGGGCGGGGCCGGCGGGCGACGACCGCACGCAGUCCGAGAGCGUCUCCGCAGUGGGCCGGUCCUGGAGGAUGCGCGCCCUGGACGCGCCUGCGAGCCCGCGGCUCUUGGCCUCGGACUCCGGGUCCCCUGCGGCCCCGGACGCGACUGGGCCGGUUCGCAGGAGCGCGGUGGAGAGGCUGGCGGCCGACCGCGCCAAGUAUGUGCGCGGCCCGCCCGGGGCCGGAUCAGGCCCGGCUGGCGGGGGCAGCAGCCCCGAGGCGACCGGAGGGCAGGCGCGCGUCCCCGGGCCCGGGGUGCGCAGGGCUAUAGCGCGGAAGCCGCUAAGGCCUGACUCGCUGGUCAUCUACCGUCAGAAGUGCGAGUUCGCCCGAGCGUCAGGAGCCGACAGCCCCAGGGCAAGCCUGGUGAAGAAGCUCUUCCAGGGGCCGAGCAAGGACAAGACGCCCGAGCCUCCUAGCGCCGCCCGGGUGGGAGCGGAGUUGGGGGUCAGGGCCCAGGGGGCCGCCCGGGCCGAGCCUGGCCCCUCCGCGCCUCCCGCGCCCGCGCGGUCCGUCGGGACGACCCCAAGGGUCUCGGCUGCGCCCGGCGGCGCGGAGCUGCUGGGGGUGAGGCGCCUGGGGCUACAGCGCUCUCAGUCUGACCUCAGCUCGCGCUACUCCGCGUCCUUGGCCGAAUCGGACACUUUCUUCCAGUACUGCGGCCUGGAACCCGACGUGGUGGAGGCGCUCGGGCGGGAGAACUUCUCGGCCGGGUCGGACCGCGGCGCCCUCAAGGUCCGCAGCGUGAGCGUGGCCACCUCCGACAGCGGCUUCUCCCGGCGCAGCGGGGAAGACGAGGGGCUGCAGGAGGAGGAGCUGACGGAGCAGGUGCCCAGCACCACCUCGGUGGUCGAGCGGAACGCGCGCAUCAUCAAGUGGCUGUACACCUGUAAGAAGGCCAAGGAGACGCCCGGCCAGGGGCUGCAGGGCCCGGCGUGACAGCCCGCCCCAGGAGAAUCGGGCCGAGGAAGCAAACCUUCUGGACGAUGGGGACUCCUUGCAGUAUGUCUGGAUGACUGGGACCGGAGGCCCAUCUUCACUGCCAGGUUUUAUCUAGAGUACCCAAGUAUCCAUAUAAUUGCUCUUUUCCCAGGAAUAAAACACACCAUUAAAGAAGCUUGUCAUUUCAGAAGGUUUGAAAUGCUGUGGAGAAGGUGGGAACACAGAACUUGGAAAUAAGCUGAGUUUCAACUGUUAUGACACAGCUGAAGCUCUGGUAAAUAUUUUCUUGUGUUAGGUGGAUCUAUUUUUGCUUCCAGAGGGCAGCAGAAGAAGGAAAAGCUGCUUGGAAAGAUUUUCAAGGGCAUCUUUUUGAGUGGCUUGCUGACAAAUAGGUACCAUGAUACAUUUUAAUGAUAAUUAAUUUUGAAAAGAAAAAAGGCAAAGAGCAUGAAAUUCAAACACAAAUGCCAUGGUAUUUACUGCUUUCAAUCAUACUGGACAGAUUGGCACUAUUUAAAUCAAAGUUCUGUGAUCAUAAGACAAUGUAUUCUACACAAAUACUGUGGUUAACAAAGAGCAAACACAUGCUCACACUUGCACAUUCACACGUAGACCUCCUUUUCUAAGUAUCGCCGCACCAUAAACUACAGUGAAUUCCCAGCUGUGCAAUUGAUCAUCUUAUGAAGUGAAUCAGAAAGCACUUUUAAAACCACUUGAGAGCUGCAGGAUCACUAUGAAUGCCACUCCUGUUGGGCUGUAGACAUGCAGUGGUAACAUAAAAAGAUAAAGAGUUGGAAUACUGCUAGAAAACCUUUUUGUGUACCUGGGCGGUUUACUGAGAGUUGGCAGAAGAAUACUGAAGCUUCCUUCCUUCAAAUCUGCAUCAGUGGUCCUCUUCCGCAGCGCUGUGUCAAAUAUGCCUCCAUGGUUCUCCUGUCCCCAACUUCCGAAAAGGAUAAAAAAGACCUCUAUUUAGGCAGAACAUGGACUCACGGCAUGUGAAAUGCCCUACAUUUUGGUCUAAUUCACACCCUCAUCUAUCAUGCAAUCAUUCCAAAUUUGGCAGCAGUUCACUCUGUCUGAAUAGGAUGUUUGAAACAAGGGGCAGUCCCUUGGAUGGCUGGGAGACUGUCGGAUUGGAGUGUUGUUGGUAAGGAGUUACUGUGACUCUAAAUCUGUCCCAGCUUGUGACACUCAGAGCAAAUAAAUUUCAAGUUCAGAACCUUCUGAGAGAGAUUUUGUAUCUGUGAAAACAACCCAAAGACCAUCUGUCAUCCAGUCAAAGCUCACAGUGUUUUAUCAAAAUAUACCUAAGAACAUAAUUAUUAGAACAGGGAGGGAAGAGAAAUAGGUUUCUCAAAAGUAAAAUGUUCUAUAAACCAAUUUUGAUAUAUUCAUGUAUUUGUUUAAUACUGUAUUCUAUUUUUGUAACUUGCUGUGAGAAUAGGUCCUAGAGUUAAAUAUUUAUUUUUACAGAAGUAUUGGUCUUCAAAUAGUUUUCCUACAUUUCAUAUGGUUUUGGUUUUUAUCAGUAUAAUUUUAAGUCAUUCUGUCCUUGGUUAUCUUUUUGUAUGUUGUUUAAUUAAAGUUUCUGUUUGACUGUCGGCGGCAUGUGUGGCACUCUGUCCUGUGCUCAGUACUGUAGGGACUAGUUUGUCAGUAAGUCACGGCUGUACAUUUGGAGCGGGCACUUCUUCAGUGUAGACUCUGUGAAGACAAAGGUUCUCUGCGCUAAGGAAAUUUCCCCUUUGUUUUUAUGCUGCUAUUUUGGUGUUCACUAUUCACUGGAUUAUACUUAAUUUAAAAGACAAUGUCAAAGAUGAGAAUUUUCUUUAAGGAUCUUUUUGUAUUUGGAGUUUCCCUAUUUGCAGGUUCUAUUAAUUUUUUAUGUGAAUUUUUUAAGCGAAAUUGUUAUGUGCCUUUCUACUGUCAGAAUAGGAUGCAGUGUGUCCUAGGUCAGAUUUGUCUGAGAUCAGAAUGAUGGGAACUCUGCCGUUCCUGUGGGCUUCACUGCUGGCUCAGCAGUAAAGAGUUUGCCUGCAUUGCAGGAGAUGCAGGAGAUGCAGGAGACGCGGGUUCGGCCCCUGGGUCCUGGAGGUGCCCUGGAGGAAUGCAUGGCAACCCACUCCAGUACUCUUGCCUAGAGAAUCCCAUGAACAGAGAAGCCUGUCAGGCUGCAGGCCGUAGGGUCUCACAGAGUUGGACAUGACUGAAGUGACUAAGCAGCAGAAGCAGCUACCAACCACCAGUGUAAUAGACGAAAAGCAGAAAAACAAAUUGGUUGCUGUUUAAAAGCGCUGAGAUCUUCCAGAAGCAUUUGCGUAUCAGUGACAGUGACUCUAGGAAGUAAACGUCAGGGGGGUGUGUGAGGCAGGAACGGGGUGUCCCCAGACCCCAGCAGGAUCAGGUUAACACUCCCUCUUGUCUGUCUGGAUUCAGGCCUCAGCUCAGGGCCUGAGUAUGUGGCUGGAGGCAGGAAAUCCUUUCCUAACUCUGAAUUGCUGAGUGACUGAGAAAAUCAGAAUUUGUAGCUCAGUCUGAAUAAAAAAGUUUAUAACUGCUUUUCACAGGGAUGAACAAUAGUUAUUGCUGCAAAAUAGUUUCAUUUGUUCAGGAAAUAAUAGCAUAUUAGGUAACAUGAUUAAGUACAAUGGAAAGGAAAAGUUGUUGAAAAAUUAUUGAUAAAACCUGGGAAACAGCUUGACAGUAUCUAGUUCUUUAAUAUAUGGAUACAGAUCACCAGUGCCUCAGACUUAAAGGUAGUUAUGUUACUGAAAGGUAGUUAUAUAACUGAAGUUUCCUCAUUAUGCAUAUAGUUUUUAAACUGCUGGUCACUGACACUGGAAUAAAAAGAAGGCUUUAUCAAGCAUUGCCCUUUUCAGUGGGUUAAAGGGCAGUGCUACAGUUAUUGUUGGUGACGCCAUGAAAUAUCAGGCCCAGACAGUUGUUAUGGCAGUCUAAAUAGAGUUCUUUUUUCACACACUACUUGCAACAUGAGUGCAAUAUUGUAUAUUCUGAAUCAAAGAAAUAAAUUAUUUUUUGUUAUUUUUAA
Molecule: messenger RNA, 4270 nt
Organism: Odocoileus virginianus texanus
Lineage: Eukaryota; Metazoa; Chordata; Mammalia; Artiodactyla; Cervidae
Source: RefSeq, a predicted model, not a curated record